Messenger RNA from Triticum turgidum subsp. durum (durum wheat), 4392 nucleotides. The record is from the annotation of a GenBank genome assembly. NCBI's taxonomy places the organism in Eukaryota, Viridiplantae, Streptophyta, Magnoliopsida, Poales, Poaceae.
AUGGAGCACCUGCGAGUGCUCAAGGAGGAGGUGGAGAUCAUGGAAGAGGAGGAAUCUCCUGAGGCGCACAAGAACGUUGUCCUCUCAAAUCCAACUCCUCCUACCAGUGAUGUUUUGGGUGCCAUGAGACCCCUUAUUGGGAAGUUGGACAUGCUUCUCCUUAGGGAUGCUCCUCAGAAAUGCUGCUCCAAGAGGAUCAAGGACAGGAUGCGCCUCCUCAAAGAUGAUGUUCAAAAGAUAAGUUCCUACCUUGAUGAACUAUUAGAGUUGGAAGACCCUCCGCCAAUGGCCAUGUGCUGGAUGAAUGAGGCACGUGACCUGUCUUACGACAUGGAGGAUUACGUCGACAGCUUAUUAUUUGUGCCGCCUGAAGAUCCCUCCCUUUUUGCUAACAACAUCAAGGCCACCAGAUCCCUCCGCAAAUGGUCCAGUCGUGUCAAGACUUCCCAGACUCAGGUUAUUAGUGCAGAAACAUUAUCGGAAUUCAGGAAGUAUGUCCAGGAGGCCAUUCAACGGCACCAGAGGUACAAUCUCCAUUCUUGCAGAACCUUGAGGCGUAGAUUUGUGUUGCAUGGCCCUAUGGUUCUUCCAAGGCCAUAUGAAGAAACUACAGACAUAGUAAUCGAUGGCCGGAUGAAUGAAUUUAUCAACUCGCUGGCUACCGAUGGGGACCAGCAGCUCAAGGUGCUUUCUGUUCUUGGAUCUGCUUGUAUUGGUAAAACCACACUUGCUAGAGUGUUGUACAACAGACUUAGGAAGCAAUACAAUUGCCGAGCUUUCAUUCGAGUAUCCAAGAAACCUGAUACAAAGAAAAUUUUCUGUGACAUGCUCUCGCAACUCAAGCGGCAACAUCCUCCGCAACAUUGUAGGGAAAUUGAUCUCGUUCACGAUAUCAAGCAAUAUCUACAAGAUAAAAGGUAUUUAAUUAUUAUUGAUGAUGUAUGGGCUGCAUCAGUAUGGGAUACUAUUAAUCAUGUUUUUCCAAAGGGUAAUCAUGGCAGCAGAAUAAUAACAACUACACAGAUCGAAGAUGUUGCAUUAACAUGUUGCUGCUAUCAGUCAGAGUAUGUUUUUGAGAUGAAAUACCUAGAUGAUGAUCAUUCUAGAAAGCUUUUCUUUAACAGACUAUUUUGCUCUGAAAGAGAUUGUCCUGAACAGUUCAAAGAUGUUCUAAAUGAAAUUGUUGAAACAUGUGAUGGUUUGCCGUUAGCCACAGUUAGCAUAGCAAGUGUUUUAGCAAGCCAGCCUGUCAUGUCAAUUGAUCUUUUGACAUACAUCCAUCGGUCGUUAAGCUCUUGCUUCUCGGCAUUAGAAAGAACUAGACAAGCACUGAAUCUGAGCUUCAACAGUCUUCCUCAAUAUUUGAAGACAUGUUUGCUUUAUCUUAGUAUGUAUCCAGAGGGCUACACAAUCUUGAAGGAUGAUUUGGUGAAGCAAUGGGUGGCUGAAGGUUUGAUCUAUACAACAGAAGGGCAAGACAUCGGGAAAGUUGCAGAAAGCUAUCUCGAUCAACUUCUUGGUAGAAGAUUCAUCCAACCGAUAUGUGUCAACUACAACAAUGAGGUGUUAUCCUGUGCAGUGCAUGGCAUGGUACAUGAUCUUAUUGCACACAAAUCUGCAGAAGAGAAUUUCAUUGUGGCAAUAGACUACAGCCAAAAGAAUGUGCCACUCUCUCAAAAGGUCCGUCGACUAUCUCUCCUCUUUGGUAAUGCAAAAUAUGCCAAGACACCAGCAAACAUCACAAAGGCACAAGUUCGGUCACUUGGAUUUUUUGGAUUACUCGAGUCUAUGCCUUGUAUUACAGAGUUCAAGCUUCUUCGUGUCCUGAACCUUCAACUGUUCGGUCAUGCUGGCGAUGACGACGGCCCUGUAGACCUCACUGGAAUUUCAGAAAUGUUUCAACUGAGAUAUAUGAAGAUUGCAGGUAAUGUCUGCAUAAAACUGCCAAACCAUGUGCUACGAUGUUUGGAAAUACUGGAUAUUGCGUAUGCAAGAGUUGCUUGUGUUCCACGAGAUAUCCAUUUACCAAACUUGUUACACCUUGGUCUUCCUCUUGAUAAAAAUCUGCUGGAUUGGAUUAACAGCAGGAUGUCUCUCAGUGUGGAGAGAGUACGCAAGCUGCAGGAUCUUCACCUGACCAGAUCUUCUGCACUUUCUUCUGACCAUCUGAAUAGAAGCAUGAGUUCUAUUUUAUCUUUACUUGGAGGACAUGGCAACCUGAAAACUUUAGUAGUGGCUCAUGGCUCAUCGGCUAAAAAUUCUCUUGGCGUUUCAGACGUCACCCUGUCAUGUGAUCUGCUGGCACCCCCACUUCUCCAGAGAUUUGAAUUCUCGCCACAUAGCCGUAUCUUGUUCUCAAGAAUUCCUCUGUGGAUUGAGAAACAUGGCAACCUAAGAAUUUUGAAGAUUGCAGUGAGGGAACUGCAGAUGAGUUGUGUUGAUAUCCUCAGAGGAUCGCCUGCCCUCACUGCUCUCUCUCUGUAUGUGGAGAAGGCGCCCUACGAAAAGAUCAUCUUUGACAAGGCUGGGUUCUCGAUUCUCAAGUACUUCAAGUUGAGGUUCACGAGUGACAUAGCUUGGAUAAAAUUUGAGAAAGGUGCAAUGCCUAAUCUCUGGAAGCUCAAGCUAGUUUUCAAUGCCAUCCCCUCUUUUGAAAAAGAUGGUACUGCACUCAUCAGCAUCGAGCAUAUGCCAGGCCUUAAAGAGAUCUCCACAAAAUUUGGGGGUGAAGCUCCUGAUCUAGAGUAUGCCUUGAGGACCUUGGUUAGUAAUCAUCCGACCAAUCCUAUAAUUAACAUGCCAUCAAAUAAGACUCUGGGGGGAGAACAACGACAUAGGAAUCUGGAGCAAGAAUCAGAUGAGAUUCUGAAGGAAGAUCCAUAUGGGAAUCUGGAGCAAGAAUCGGAUGAAAUUCUGGAGGAACAAGAGCCAGAUGAAUACGAUGAGAGAUUAGAGAGGCGACAGGCUGAUAAAAGGAUUUCAAGGUCAUCAGAUCCAUCUUCGCGUCUACAUGUUCUAGUACCAGUUGGUGCUUCUGAGAUGGGAAGUGAGCCUGAUGUGGAAAUCCCUGUGGCACCAACUACUAAUGAUAACAUGAUGUUGUCGGUCAAUCUCGAAGCAUUUGCUAGGGAAAAUUAUCCGAGCACUAACUUGGAAAGUUCUGUAAAGGAGAUGGAAAGAGUGGCAGGUUUAGAGGAUCAUCAGAUGGAAGAUAGCACACAGAAAAAGCAGAGCAAAGAUGAGGCGGACGAAGACUCAUCCAUCCACUCACCCCGGCGAGGGAGCCCUACACCGCCGCUGCUGUUGAAGAAGCCGGGAAAGAUCGCUCUCCCCUCCCACGAGUCCACCAUGGGCAGAUUCUUCUGGGCUCCAGCGCGGGACGGGGACAGGAUGCAGAUCGGGAUGUUCAAGGACGGCGACGGCAACCUGCUCGUCAACAAGGACGGCCUCCGCAUCACCCCGCAGACCGAGGAAGGCGAGGCUCCUCCUAUAGAGCCGUUAGAUAACCAUCAGUUGAGCAUACAUGAUCUGGAAGUAAUCAAAGUGAUUGGGAAAAGUAGUAGUGGAACCGUGCAAUUGGUGCGCCAGAAAUGGACUGGCCAGUUUUUUGCUCUCAAGGUUAUACAACUCAAUAUUCAGGAAAGCAUACGCAAGCAACUUGCCCAGGAGUUGAAAAUAAGUUUGUCAACACAGUGUCAAUAUGUUGUCACAUGCUAUCAGUGUUUCUAUGUCAAUGGUGUCAUUUCUAUUGCUUUGGAGUAUAUGGAUGGAGGCUCUCUGGCUGAUUUCCUGAUGACUGUUAGAACCGUUCCAGAGGCCUACCUUGCUGCAAUUUGUAAGCAGGUGUUGAAAGGACUGAUGUACUUGCAUCAUGAGAAGCGCAUUAUACACCGAGAUCUGAAACCAUCAAAUAUAUUAAUAAAUCAUAGGGGUGAAGUAAAGAUAUCAGAUUUUGGUGUUAGUGCCAUCAUUUCUAGUUCUUCUACACAGCGAGAUAUAUUUACUGGCAUAUUUAACUACAUGGCGCCAGAAAGAAUCAGCGGGCAGAAACAUGGUUAUAUGAGUGACAUAUGGAGCUUGGGCCUAGUUAUGCUGGAAUGUGCCACUGGCAAUUUCCCAUAUCCUCCUCGUGAUAGCUUUUAUGAACUUCUUGAAGCUGUUGUCGACCAACCAUCACCUUCUGCACCAUCAGACCAGUUUUCACCAGAGUUCUGUUCAUUCAUUUCUGCGUGCAUGCAAAAAGAGGCUACAAAUAGGUCAUCUGCACAAAUCCUAUCAGCUCAUCCAUUCCUGAGCAUGUACAACGACCUGAAUAUUGAUCUGGCUGACUACUUCAGGACCGCGGGAUCUCCACUUGUCACCUUCAAUAACCCGCAAUAUUUGAAAUGUUAG